AUGCCACUGAUGAGACUGUUCUGCUUCCGGUUGACGGUACGCUUAGGUUCGAUCAUAGUCGGUGGAUGCUGUAUUCUGGAAACGUUGGUCACAAUGAUCGUCCUCGCUGCACUCGGUGGUGCCGCCUUCCUGAAGACGGAAGCAUUGUACUAUGAGCAGAAUAUGCAACUGUUUAACCCGCACUUCGCCUUCGUUUGGUUAAUCAAAAUGUGUAAAACAAGCUCGGAAUCAACGUACAUCGUUUUAAUGGUUUGCAUGACGCUGUACCUGCCGUGCUGUUUGGCGAUGAUGGCAGGAUCGUAUUUGAUGAAACGAUACCUCUUGGUCCCGUUCGUUGUGCUCGAGUUGUUCCGAUUGCUAUGCCUCACGCUGAUGCACGUGGUGGCAAUGCUGGUGGUGAAGAGAUCGGUAAACGUGGGAUAUCUGAUAGCCCUCACCAUCCUCGGCACUUUUAUCCUGCUCUUGCUGUUCUACCUGUGGGCGUGUGUGGUGGCUCUUUUGCAAAUUUUAAAAAUCGUCCGAUCACCAGAAUACAUUGCCAUCUUCGGAGACAAUCCGCUGGCACCCGUGGAUCCACCGGUGGCACCAACGAGACACUCGCCGAAUGGGCCAUCGAAUGAGCAAGCGUAUGGACUGGAUGCUGCACUAAACUACCAAGAGCAGACGAAGGAACGGAAGCGUUUGCCUCCAGCAGCAUUGUCUUUGGCGCCGUUCACGGGUUCCAACAUGCUGUGGGAUGAUUUUCGAGCCAUCCACAGCCGUUACAACCGCGAAAUCUAG
Molecule: messenger RNA, 780 nt
Organism: Anopheles bellator
Lineage: Eukaryota; Metazoa; Arthropoda; Insecta; Diptera; Culicidae
Exons: 4
Coding region: 1-780 (259 amino acids)
Source: RefSeq, a predicted model, not a curated record